UUGUUAUUGGUUGUCAGGUGAGUGCGUCAGGAAGGGGAUGUCGGUGUUGCGAUGGCUGGUGAGGAGAGCGCCCCUCGGACGAUCGUUAACCCUCGUUGGCCACAGACAAACUGACUUGCUCCGGUACAUCGCCCGUCACGCUUGCUGCGCCGUGGGUCUGAGGUCCGACUCUGGGGUCUGUGACUGCAGGAGACUUGCUGGCGUCUCCCCGAGGUUUCACUCUUGUUUCGCCGACUGGAGUUACGCUAAUGGCACCCCGAAACGUAAAGGUGUUAUACAUGUAUUUGAGAAGUCGUUGCAGAAUUAUUGUGCUGGAGUCCAAGUGAAUUCUUUCAGCAGAAUUUCAAAUUCCACCGACCCCCAACUAAAAAAUAUACGUGAUAAACGGCCAGAUACUGUAGGCGUAGAUUUAUCCCUGGAUUACGGACCAAAUCCGACCAUUCCUCAAAGACUCAUACAAAAUGUGCCGAAGACAUUGCGAGGUUACUUACAGCUGAUGAGACUCGAUCGCCCUAUUGGGUCGUGGCUCUUGUUCUGGCCGUGUGGCUGGAGCAUCGCUCUGGCGGCACCGCCGGGAUGCUUGCCAGACUUCAGCAUGCUGGCGCUCUUUGCGUUUGGAACGCUGGUGAUGCGCGGCGCCGGCUGCACCAUCAACGACAUGUGGGACAGAGACUAUGAUAGUAAGGUGACCAGAACUGCGGGACGACCUCUAGCCAGCGGCACACUAUCAAUGUUUGAUGCUCUUGUGUGUCUAGGCACACAACUCAGCUUGGGCUGUUUGGUGCUUCUGCAGCUUAAUUGGUAUGCGGUGCUGCUUGGUGCCAGCUCUCUAGGUCUAGUAGUGCUCUACCCCUUGAUGAAGCGCGUGACAUACUGGCCGCAGCUCAUGCUGGGGUUUACGUUCAACUGGGGAGCACUGCUGGGCUGGUCUGCUGUCCACGGCUCCUGCGAUUGGAACGUUUGUCUUCCACUCUACACGGCUGGCAUAGCGUGGACUCUCAUAUACGACACAAUUUAUGCGCAUCAGGACAAGUAUGACGAUGUGAUAAUUGGCAUCAAGUCGACGGCACUGAAGUUCGGUGAAACAACGUGGAUGUGGCUCAGUGGCUUUGGUAUCUUAAUGACCUCUGGUUUAUUGCUCACUGGUUAUAGCGCCCACCUGGCGUGGCCGUACUACCUGGCUGUAACAGCAACCGCGGCCCACAUAGCAAAACAGGUGUGGACGCUGGACAUCAACAACCCCAGUGACUGUGGACAGAAGUUCCGAGCAAACCGACACAUCGGUCUCCUCCUCUUCGCUGGCAUCAUCGGAGGAACGUUACUCAAGUCUAGACACACAAGUACAGACAACCCAGAGGACAAUCCUGGCACUCCCAAGACCUCGCAAAAUAACUGACCUGUCGGAAAGUCACAAACAAAUAGCACUUUUAAUUAUAAUAAUGUAUUAUAUAUUUGUUCAUAAAACAAACUAGUGUUGUAUAUUGUGAUACAUUAUAUUAAUUGUCACCGAAUGGUUGUUUCUAGUCACCAUGUUGGGUGCCGUUGAACUUUUAAAUUUUUAUGUCUGUAAAUAAAAGUUUGUCUAUAU
Molecule: messenger RNA, 1588 nt
Organism: Cherax quadricarinatus
Lineage: Eukaryota; Metazoa; Arthropoda; Malacostraca; Decapoda; Parastacidae
Source: RefSeq, a predicted model, not a curated record